Messenger RNA from Saccharomyces eubayanus, 543 nucleotides. RefSeq names its product L-methionine (R)-S-oxide reductase. NCBI's taxonomy places the organism in Eukaryota, Fungi, Ascomycota, Saccharomycetes, Saccharomycetales, Saccharomycetaceae. Gene Ontology annotation, molecular function: protein binding; L-methionine (R)-S-oxide reductase activity. The transcript has a single exon. The record is from RefSeq and is a predicted model, not a curated record. Gene Ontology annotation, cellular component: cytosol. The coding region runs from base 1 to 543 and encodes 180 amino acids.
AUGGGUUCAUCUAGCGGGUUCCAUCAUGCCGAUCACGCCAACUAUGCGUCAAUCUUAAGUAAGGAAGAAACCCUUGAACAACUCUUAUUAUCGUACGAGGCACUAUCUGACGAUCAAACCAAUUGGGUUUGUAAUUUGUCUAAUGCCUCGUCUUUGAUUUGGCAUGCGUACAAGUCGUUGGGCGUCAAUGUGAAUUGGGCCGGGUUUUACGUUAGUCAUGGAAAUGAAAAGGAUACAUUGAUACUGGGCCCGUUUCAAGGGAAGGUUGCCUGUCAAACGAUUCAAUUUGGUAAAGGUGUUUGCGGGACUGCAGCCUCAAAAAAAGAGACACAAGUUGUCCAUGAUGUUAACAAAUAUCCCGGUCAUAUCGCGUGCGAUGGAGAAACUAAGAGUGAGAUCGUUGUCCCGGUCAUAUCCAAUGAUGGUAUUACAUUGGCUGUUAUUGAUAUUGAUUGUUUAGAUUACAAGGGGUUUGAUGAAGUAGACAAAAAUUUUUUGGAAAGGCUCGGUAAUCUAAUAAAUAAAUCAUGCACUUUUAAAUAG